Molecule: messenger RNA, 4341 nt
Organism: Chinchilla lanigera (long-tailed chinchilla)
Lineage: Eukaryota; Metazoa; Chordata; Mammalia; Rodentia; Chinchillidae
Gene: Wdhd1
Product: WD repeat and HMG-box DNA binding protein 1
Exons: 26
Coding region: 112-3534 (1140 amino acids)
Biological process (GO): mitotic cell cycle; DNA repair; DNA-templated DNA replication
Cellular component (GO): nuclear replication fork
Molecular function (GO): protein binding; chromatin binding
Source: RefSeq, a predicted model, not a curated record
GCGCAGGCGCAGUGGGACGAGCGCUCCGGAGCGCGGGAAGCUUUUCGUGAGCGGUAGGUGGUAUCCCUUCCUCUGAGGCUGCUGCUCCAACGCCCGGGUAGGGGAGGAAAGAUGCCGGCCACCCAGAAGCCCAUGCGGUACGGACACACAGAAGGACACACGGACGUCUGUUUCGAUGACUCUGGGAGCUGUAUUGUGACUUGUGGAAGCGACGGGGAUGUGCGAAUCUGGGAAGAUUUGGAUGAUGAUGACCCCAAGUCCAUCAGCGUCGGCGAGAAGGCGUAUUCGUGUGCUUUGAAGAACGGAAGGCUGGUCACUGCGGUGUCUAACAAUACCGUCCAGGUGCACACGUUCCCCGAGGGAGCGCCCGAUGGCAUCCUCACGCGCUUCACCACCAAUGCCAACCACGUGGUCUUCAACGGGGAUGGAACCAAGGUCGCCGCUGGGUCAGGUGAUUUCCUCAUCAAAAUUGUGGACGUGAUGGAUAGCAGCCAGCAGAAAACAUUUCGAGGACACGACGCCCCUGUUUUAAGUCUUUCUUUUGAUCCUAAAGACAUAUUUGUGGCGUCAGCCAGUUGUGACGGGUCUGUUAGAGUGUGGCAGAUUUCAGACCAGACGUGUGCUGUUACUUGGCUGCUGUUACAAAAGUGCAAUGAUGUGAUAAACGCAAAAUCCAUCUGCAGACUUGCUUGGCAGCCGAAAAGCGGGAAGCUACUGGCCGUUCCUGUGGACAAAUCUGUGAAGCUCUACAGGAGAGAAACCUGGACUCAUCAGCUCGAUCUCUCGGAUAGCGCCAUCUCGCAGAGCCUCAAUGUAGUAACCUGGUCUCCCUGCGGGCGCUAUUUAGCUGCAGGAAGUAUUAACGGCCUAAUUAUAGUUUGGAAUGUGGAAACCAAGGGCUGCAUGGAAAGGGUGAAACAUGAGAAAGGUUAUGCAAUCUGUGGCCUUGCCUGGCAUCCUACCUGUGGUCGCAUAUCUUACACUGACGCAGAGGGCAACCUAGGGCUCCUGGAGAAUGUGUGUGAGCUCAGCGACAAGGCGUCCAGCAGCAAGGUUUCUAGCAGAGUGGAAAAGGAGUACGGUGAUCUUUUUGACGGCGAUGAUACCAGUGAUACGGAUGGCUUUCUAGAGGACAGCGCAGUUGAGGUCUCUUCUUUUCCGAAAGGGACUGUAAACGACGAAGACGAUGAUGACCUGAUGGUGGCCUCAAGUCGUCCUAGACAGCGAGGUCACUUCUUGGAAGAUGAUGAAAAUUCAGUAGAUGGUACAGUGCUGAAAUCUGCUCUUCUCAAGGAGGAGGAGGAGGACCUCGCGGGCAGCUUGCAGGAUCUGCCACCAGUGACGUCCCAGAGGCCGCUGUGGGACGGGCCCAGGCCGACUCCCCGGCAGAGGCCGUUCCAGUCGGGGUCCACGCCCGCGCACCUCACUCACAGGUUCAUGGUGUGGAACUCUGUUGGAAUUAUCCGCUGCUACAAUGAUGAGCAAGACAACGCUAUAGAUGUGGAGUUCCACGACACCUCCAUACACCACACGACACACCUGUCAAACACCUUCAAUUACACGGUAGCGGAUCUUUCCCACGAAGCUGUUUUGUUGGCGUGUGAGAGCAGCGAUGACCUCGCAAGCAAGCUCCACUGCCUGCACUUCAGCUCCUGGGACUCCAGCAAAGAGUGGAUGGUGGACAUGCCUCCGCACGAGGACGUCGAAGCCGUCUGCCUCGGUCAGGGCUGGGCGGCCGCCGCCACCAGCGCCUUGCUCCUGCGAUUGUUCACCGUUGGGGGUGUUCAGAAGGAGGUCUUCAGCCUCCCGGGGCCCGUGGUGUCCCUGGCAGGGCACGGAGAGCAGCUUCUCAUUGUUUACCACAGAGGUACAGGAUUUGAUGGAGACCAGUGUCUUGGCAUGCAGCUGUUAGAGCUGGGGCAGAAGAAGAGGCAGAUUCUGCGCGGAGACCCUCUUCCUCUCUCAAGGGGAGCCCGCCUGACCUGGCUCGGGUUCUCGGCUGAAGGUACCCCCUGCUACGUGGACUCUGCAGGCUGUGUUCGGCUGCUUAACAGGGGGCUGGGCAACACGUGGACGCCCGUGUGCGACACCCGAGAGCACUGCAAGGGAAAGUCCGACCACUACUGGGUGGUGGGCGUCCACGAAAACCCCCAGCAGCUCAGGUGCAUCCCUUGUAAGGGCGCUCGGUUUCCCCCGACCCUCCCACGCCCCGCGGUGGCUGUGUUGCCCUUUAAGCUGCCGUACUGUCAGACUGCAACGGAGAAGGGGCAGAUGGAGGAGCAGUUUUGGCGUUCAGUUAUAUUUCAUAACCACCUGGAUUACUUAGCCAAAAAUGGGUACGAAUAUGACGAGAGCGCUAAAAGUCAAGCAGUGAAACAGCAGCAAGAACUUUUAAUGAAAAUGCUUGCGCUUUCUUGCAAACUGGAGCGAGAAUUCCGUUGUGUGGAACUUGCAGAUCUAAUGACUCAGAAUGCUGUGAAUUUAGCCAUUAAAUAUGCUUCUCUCUCUCGGAAAUUAAUAUUGGCCCAAAAACUUAGUGAGCUUGCUGUAGAGAAGGCAGCUGAAUUGGCAGCCGCUGAGACAGAGGAGGAGGAGGAGGAGGAAGAGGAGGAUUUCAGACAAAAGCUGAACGCCGGUUACAGUAAUACUGCCACGGAGUGGAGCCAGCCCAGGCUCAGAAGUCAGGGGGAAGAAGAUGCUGAGGACAGAGCAGCUGAGACAGAAGAACACCCCGAGCUCCCCAAGCACGGACAGAGCUUGUUUUCCAAGAGUGCAAAUGCCUCUGAUGUGCCUGCCAUUAAGUCAGGUGCGGUUACUCCUAGCAACCAAGGCCGAGUAAACCCCUUCAAGGUAUCAGCCAAUUCCAAAGAGUCAGCCCGGGAUGCAAACCCGCCACGUUCGACAAAUAUUUUAGACAGUAUGAGCAAAUCGUCCAGGAAACCCAGUGCAGCGAGUCGAGCGGCCAGUAGCGAGAAGUCUCCGGUUAUUAAGCCUCUGAUUCCAAAGCCGAAGUCCAAGCAGGUCUCUGCAGCAUCCUUUUUCCAGAAAAGAGCUUCUCAGGCCGAGAAGACGGAGGGAGUGAAAGAAGAAAACCCUAAAGACGCGCCACCUGACGCCCCAUCCGCCUGUCCUCCAAACCCUGAGGCCGCGUCACCUGGCGCCCCAGCCGCGUGUCCUCCAAACCCCGAAGCCCAGAGGCCGAAGACUGGGUUCCAGAUGUGGCUGGAAGAAAACAGAAGUAAUAUUUUGCUUGACAAUCCUGAGUUUUCAGAUGAAACAGAUAUAAUAAAGGAAGGAAUGACUCGAUUCAGGGUUUUGUCGGCUGAAGAAAGGAAGAUGUGGACUCACAAGGCCAAGGGAGGAGCCGCCGGCCAUGGAGUUGAAGCGGAGAAGCGGAAACGCGUGGGCGAUGAGUGUCACAAGGAGGACCAGGAGGAAGCAGCGGAGGAGAAUCUGCAUUUGCCCAAAAAGCAAAAACCUGCCGAUCCUCCUGCUGAUCAGAAACUGUCAGCCUUCGCUUUUAAGCAGGCGUGAAGGGCGGAAGCACCUGGUUAAGGCAAUGAUGUUUGCUCCUGUUCGACGAAUCUGAACUUUUUCUCAGUCUUUAUUGUAUGCCUGACUACACUCGAUGUCCAAGGAGCCUCAGGACGGCUCUCGUCUGUGUAAGAUAGUGUAGCGCACUGGUGCAGCUCGGAAGUGGAGCGCUUCUUAGCACGUGUGAGGCCCUGAGCUUGGCCCCAGCACCAGGGAAAAAGGUGUGCAGGAAGUGACACUUGUAAAAACAGUCAAUUAUUCUGCCCUCAGAUGGAGCAGAACCGUUACGAUUGUGAUCAUUUGUUAGAGACCACCCUCGGGUCCCACUGCAGGCCAGUUUGGUUGGAUGUUUUUGUUUUUUGAGGCAGGCUCUCACUGUAGUUCAGGCUGGCCUUGAACUCACAGCAGUCCUCCUGCCUCAGCUCCCUGAGUGCUAGAAUUACACCACUGUGCCUGCAUUGAUUAUUAUUUUCAGAAAUAUUCAAAGGCACCGUCUUCACAUCUCUGCACGUGGAAGUACCUUCCAGGAAUUUACUGACUUGAUCUGUGCCGAGUCCUGGGGAGGGCCAGCCGCGGGUCCUCCCAGGCGUGCUGCCGGAGACUCCGUCCUGCGUCUGCAGCGGCCUGAGAAUGUUGUUUCUUCUUGAAUACGGGCCCUAAACCUGUAAAUACUCUUGUGGAUGAGACUUUUUCUUUGUUGUGUUUUGGAACUUUGUUAUAUAUUGCUGUUUGUUGUCUAUCUGUAUAGCCUAUUUUUUUUUCCUAGAUAAAUAAAACGUUCUUGUUUGCAUAUUUGGCUUAAUAUGA